Messenger RNA from Gastrolobium bilobum, 483 nucleotides. RefSeq names its product ADP-ribosylation factor-like protein 2. The transcript is spliced from 5 exons. Lineage: Eukaryota; Viridiplantae; Streptophyta; Magnoliopsida; Fabales; Fabaceae. The record is from RefSeq and is a predicted model, not a curated record. Gene Ontology annotation, molecular function: GTP binding; GTPase activity. Gene Ontology annotation, cellular component: microtubule cytoskeleton; cytoplasm. Bases 1 to 483 code for a protein of 160 amino acids. Gene Ontology annotation, biological process: protein folding.
AUGGGUCUUCUGAGCAUCAUUAGGAAAAUCAAGAAGAAAGAGAAGGAAAUGUACACUCUGAACAUAUGGGAUGUUGGGGGCCAGAAAACAAUAAGAUCUUACUGGAGAAACUACUUUGAGCAAACAGAUGGUUUAGUUUGGGUAGUUGACAGUUCAGAUCUGAGAAGGUUGGAUGAUUGCAAAUUUGAGCUAGAUAACCUUCUAAAGGAAGAGGUGCUGAACUUGAAAGCCAUGGAUAAAUCUCGGCAUUGGCAGAUAAUUGGCUGUAGCGCAUAUACUGGUGAGGGUCUGCUUGAGGGAUUUGAUUGGUUGACAUUAUGGAUUCACUGCGUCACUGAUAUGUUCCAGAUGGAUGUCCCUCUUCUUCUUUUUGGUGAAUGUGGUGCUUCCGCCUUGAUGUCUGCUAUUUAUGAGGAAAAUAAGGAUGAUGAUGGCUUUCUUUACAUGACUUACAGUGGAGAGAACACCUUCGGAUCCCACUAG